Molecule: messenger RNA, 986 nt
Organism: Brassica napus (rape)
Lineage: Eukaryota; Viridiplantae; Streptophyta; Magnoliopsida; Brassicales; Brassicaceae
Product: OVARIAN TUMOR DOMAIN-containing deubiquitinating enzyme 12
Exons: 10
Coding region: 176-838 (220 amino acids)
Biological process (GO): protein deubiquitination
Molecular function (GO): cysteine-type deubiquitinase activity
Source: RefSeq, a predicted model, not a curated record
CAACUGCCAAUGUCUUAAUAAUGUGGUGAAAGAAAAAGCCAAACUUUGUUUUUGUUCAAUUGUUGAUCACAAAAAAAAAAAAAAAAAAGAUCGUCGACACCAACUUGCUGUCUCCUUCGCACCGUAAGGACUAGAAAGAGUUUCUCUGUUUCACCUACUACGUCAGAAGAAAAAAAUGAUGGGAGACUCUUCGAGUUCAACCUCUUGGAGCAGUCAAACGGAUACUCAGGAUGAUCGGAUGAUUGCUCUCAUGUUAUCUGAAGAAUACACUAAACUAGAUGGUGCAGUAGGCAGACGCCUCUCCAAUCUUGCUCCCGUUCCCCAUGUUCCGCGGAUAAAUUCUUAUAUUCCCAACUUAAAUGAUGCCACCUUGGAUCACCAACGCCUUCUUCAAAGGCUAAAUGUUUAUGGUUUGUGUGAGUUGAAGGUCUCUGGUGAUGGAAACUGCCAGUUCCGAGCUCUUUCUGACCAGUUGUACCGAUCUUCAGAGUACCACAAGCAAGUUAGGGGAGAAGUUGUUAAACAGCUCAAGGACAAUCGCACUAUAUACGAAAGUUAUGUUCCGAUGAAAUACAAACGGUAUUACAAGAGGAUGGCAAAACUUGGAGAAUGGGGAGACCAUAUUACCCUACAAGCUGCGGCAGAUAGGUUUGCAGCAAAGAUAUGCCUGCUGACAUCCUUCAGAGACACUUGCUUCAUUGAAAUUAUGCCUCAAGACCAAGCACCUAAGCGUGAGUUAUGGUUAAGUUUCUGGUCAGAGGUGCAUUAUAACUCUUUAUACGAUAAUCAAGCGGUUCCAGUUCAGCAGAAGCCAAAGAGAAAACAUUGGUUGUUCUAGAAAGCAAGCCUCUCACAUUGAUAACAUCUUCAAAUUUUAUUAUUUCAGUAUUGUGCAUAAGUCGACAGUUUCAGACGCCGUAACUCUUCCUUCAUACUUGUAUACACACGAACUAGCUUGAGCUAUAACAUUUUUAAGCCAAACAAAA